Messenger RNA from Cryptomeria japonica (Japanese cedar), 1436 nucleotides. RefSeq lists its product as uncharacterized. Lineage: Eukaryota; Viridiplantae; Streptophyta; Pinopsida; Cupressales; Cupressaceae. Bases 421 to 1233 code for a protein of 270 amino acids. Gene Ontology annotation, cellular component: mitochondrion; nucleoplasm. Gene Ontology annotation, molecular function: cadherin binding. The transcript is spliced from 6 exons. The record is from RefSeq and is a predicted model, not a curated record.
UCACAAUUUCCCAGCAUUUAAAAAAAACAUAUUUUUUUCGUACAUACAACAAAAAUAUCUAUCCGCAUUCCAAAUAAUUUGCUCGUCGAUUUACGCACAGCAGAAGUAGUAACAGUAGGCAUGUAGACGCGGUAUAAAUCUCCAUUGAUGUCUGGAUUGCAGAAUAAAUAUAUUGUAGCUUUUCCACUACACAUAUGUGGGAAUUUAUCAUAUUGAGGGUUUAAUGAUUUCCAAGGGCCAGACAGGGUCGACCUUUUUUGGGUGAUAUUUGGAGAUUCAUUUCCGUGUAUAGAGAGUUAAAAUUUGCUUUUUGUGAGGGUUUUGAUGGCACACUAAAUUGAAUAGUUUGAGAGCACUUCAGACUGAUUGCUUCUCUUUUAUACAAGGAUACAGACUAUUCUGACAAGAAUUUCUUGAACAAUGUCUCCGUCUCCUUCGAAGAGAAGGGAUUCUGUAAUGCGUGCAAAUGAUAAACACAGCAGGAGGCACAGCAGGAAAGACAGAAGUCGUUCACCCUAUCGAAGUUCUCACAACAGGCACAAAAGCCGUUCACCCUCCCAAAGAUGGCAUGGAAGUACUUCAACAUCACCAAGACGACAGCGGCACAAGAGGCACAGAAAUAGGAGUGCUUCAAGGUCUCCAGCAAGGAAGUUGAAAAGUCCAAGUCCCAAAUUGUCUGAGCGUAAACAAGACACUGAGAGAGCUCGCAAGGAAGAAGAAGAGAAGAAAAGGCGUCAGCAAGAGGCAGAAUUGAAACUUUUAGAAGAGGAGACAACGAGGAGAGUUGAAGAAGCUAUUCAAAAGAAGGUGGAGGAAGCAUUGAAUUCCAAGGAAGUUCAAUUAGAAAUACAGAUGUACACAGAAGAUUCUAGGAAGAAGAUGUUUGAAGAUGUUGCUGUGCAGCUUCAGAAGGAGAUGGAAGAGAAUCUUUCUAGUUCAACCAAGAAAGAAUCUAUUCAUUUACAGGACCAAGCAAGAAAGGAAAAGGAAGAUCUAGACAGAAUGCUGGAGGAGAAUAAGCGUAAAAUUGAAGAGGCACAGAGGAGAGUGUCAAUGGAACAGCAGCAUGAAGAGGAGCAACGGUACUGGGAGUUGGAGGCUCUUCAACAACAGAAAGAGGAGGCCGUUAGACGCAAAAAGCUUGAAGAGGAACAAGAACGCAUAGAGCAAAUGAAGUUGUUGGGUAAAAAUAAAGCUCGACCCAAACUUUCUUUCACACUUGGUUUCAAGUGACAGGAAUUUCUGAACUCUAUGAUCCUAUUAUGUUCUAAUUGUAGCAUUGUGGAAGCAUCCUUCAAGUUUCUUCAAAUGCAAAAGUUAUAGAUUUGUUUUUCAUGUUUCAUAUAAUUGGUCACUGAUGUCCAUAACAUAUCAGCUCAAAAGAAUUCACUGAAUCUAUUUUUCCUUAAAAGGAUUUGUAGUUAAAUCUUGGAAAA